Desarmillaria tabescens is the source of this 1906-nucleotide messenger RNA. RefSeq lists its product as uncharacterized. NCBI's taxonomy places the organism in Eukaryota, Fungi, Basidiomycota, Agaricomycetes, Agaricales, Physalacriaceae. The transcript has a single exon. The coding region runs from base 495 to 1826 and encodes 443 amino acids. The record is from RefSeq and is a predicted model, not a curated record.
GUGGAUUCCAAGUUUGGACGCGCGCGCCCACAAUGCCGGAAGCCGGCCAUCACGAUUUUCAAGUACCGCUCAUCCCCCCCCUCCGCCCCUCGAUCAAAUCCUAGACUAACGAUUCAUAUUAAGGCGCUUUCAAGCUGGCCCUCGCAAGUAAGCCCUGCUUUUAAUCGUCGGACCACGAAUCUCUUAUCCAUCUCGUUCCUUAAAGAAGCAACGCAGUGCGACAAAAAGAAUACCGUCGUACCCGUGUAGAUCCUGAUCAGGUCCUUUACUACGACUUGGCUUCUGGGAGCCUCGAUGUACGCUCAGUCGGGACAAUUUACGGGAAAAAAAACCUCUAUCGAGAUGCUAGUAACCCUAGCAAUGUGAACGAGGUAGAAGAGAAGCUCUCUUUACUGGAAAGAAAGGCGGCGUUGAUCAUCGAAAAUCUUCAUUCCGAGCUUGCGCGAGGGAAAAUAACUCUAAAACGCAGAGAUGUCGAUGACUUGAGGAAGUUCAUGUUCGUGUUACACUAUCGUAACAUGGGCAACGAGUCCUUAUACGAUCCCAACCUUUCGCCCAGCAUAAAGCAAUGGUUGAUCCGGUAUCAAACCGAGCAUCAGUGCCAGACACACGUCGAUGUAUGGCUGCGCGUCAUGCGCUACUAUCUGGACACGCCUCACUCCCAGAUCGUAGAUGAUGCCCAUGCAGAUUUCAAGAAGUACGGCUACGAGGAAGUUUUAAGACAGAUUGUGACCGAGAUUGACCCCAUUAUGGAAAAUUUAGAAGCUAUUGCGUAUCAGCGUCAAGCUGAAGGCCACUUUUUAUGCAUAUGGGAGGCUGAAGCCACAUCGGAGUUCAUCUUGACUGACAGGGUAUCCGGAUUGUGGGAGGGGAUGACGCCCGUGCUGGAGACGAUUCAUCGCAUUUUUGUCAUCAGUCCCCGGAUUGCACUCGUACUGCGCAGUAACAACCUUCCUCUGUACGAGUCUGGGGCUCCGAUGAUGAGCACUCUGCUGGCAGUCCCCCAAGAAAAACCUACAUCUCGACUCGUGAACGGAGAAACUGGCAUCAGGCUCUCCGACGAGAAUGACAUAUCAGAAAUGAACCGUCACAGAUCCCCCGAUGAUGUCUUCACUUUCAAUGUCACGAAACUCACUUUGGAUCAAACGGACGCUUUUAAUGUUGUUAUCCUGCAGCGCACGAAAUCUGACGGAGGCAUCACGUUUUUGGGGAGAGAGCGCAUGUUGCGCACACUUCGCGUGUUCUGGAAUAACUCACUACACAGAUUUAUUCGCCAAAAAUAUGCCUCGCUCAUGUGCCAUCUAUCCAUCAUACCACAUCCGCUCUCCCAUGGAUCCGCAUUCCCAUCACUUGAACCUGUGGACACCGAACUUUACGUUGCGCUCAUGGGAAUUGUUCUGUACCGGAAUAAAUUUGUUUCCGGAUACGAUCGGGCCCUAUCCAUUUAUCGACUCUUGCAGAAAACAUCUCAUCGUCAGACAUGCCUUUUCGUGACAGAGCACAUAUAUAAUGUCUCUGUCUUCAUGGAAAGCUGCAGAAAUCAUUUCUCAGGUCCCACACAUGAUAAUCAUUCAUUUCGGCUCAAAACAUCCUUACCGUCAGGAUUGUCACUGAGAAUAUUUACUAUUUUGGAGAAAUUUGUUUCUACAACAUUGGGUGCGAAGAUGGAUUUCGAUGACGAUGUUCUUGGGAAGCUGGGAAAAGAGGUUGCUUUACUUGCUUUGCUUGACUGGAUCGGUGUUGAGAUGCCCAUGAUUUUGGUAAAUGGUAUGUCCGAGUCGGUGAUGGAUAUUUUAACAGUGAAGGAAGUUUUCGAUUUUGCUUAAUCCAUAAUGAACCUAUAUAGGGCAUGUACAUUUAUCCAUUUGCGCAAUGAGGAUUCGUGUGUGUAAAAGUACAGACCAUA